Messenger RNA from Hyaena hyaena (striped hyena), 2422 nucleotides. It is a transcript of the gene CDC6, whose product is annotated as cell division cycle 6. Gene Ontology annotation, cellular component: nucleus. Gene Ontology annotation, molecular function: ATP hydrolysis activity; DNA replication origin binding; ATP binding. Gene Ontology annotation, biological process: mitotic DNA replication checkpoint signaling; cell division; DNA replication initiation. The record is from RefSeq and is a predicted model, not a curated record. NCBI's taxonomy places the organism in Eukaryota, Metazoa, Chordata, Mammalia, Carnivora, Hyaenidae. The transcript has 12 exons. Bases 143 to 1822 code for a protein of 559 amino acids.
AGCUGCGGCUUUGCAGAUUUGGCGCGAGCGCGGCUGGGCUUUACUGCAGCUGGUGCGUAGUUUAUUCCCGAACCUGUCUUGAGUCCCAGAAGCCGUGUGCGAGAGACGUGAGAAAGAGCCAGCACUGAGCUGAGUCGCCAUCAUGCCUCAAACCCGAUCCCAGUCACAGGCUACAAUCAGUUUUCCAAAAAAGAAGCUGUCUCGGACAUUGGACAAAGCUAAAACUUCUGGUGACACCAAACUAGAACUGACCAAUGUCCAGGCCUCACGCCGUUCUUGUGUAAAAAUUCUGCCUCUCAGCCCCAGAAAACGUCUUGGUGAUGAUAAUCUGUGCAACACUCCUCAUUUACCACCCUGUUCUCCACCAAAGCAAGGCAAGAAAGAGAAUGGCCCCCCUCGCUCACAUACACCUAAGGGGCGCAGGUUGGUGUUUGACAAUCAGCUGACAAUUAAGUCUCCUAGCAAAAAAGAACAAGCCAGAGUUCACCAAAACAAAAUACAUUCCCCGCUUCGAAAAGGUCAAGAGAUUACAACAAAUUCCGAGCAGAGAUGUCCACUGGAGAAAGAAUCUGCGUGUAUGAGACUGUUCAAGCAAGAAGGUACUUGCUACCAGCAAGCAAAGCUGGUCCUGAAUACAGCUGUCCCAGAUCGGCUGCCUGCCAGGGAAAAGGAGAUGAAUGUCAUCAGGAAUUUCCUGAGGGAGCACAUCUGUGGGAAAAAAGCUGGAAGUCUUUAUCUUUCUGGUCCUCCUGGAACUGGAAAAACUGCCUGCUUAAGCCGAAUUCUGCAAGACUUCAAGAAGGAACUGAAAGGCUUUAAAACAGUCAUGCUGAAUUGCAUGUCCUUGAGGAGUGCCCAGGCUGUAUUCCCAGCUAUUGCUCAGGAGAUUUGUCAGGAAGAAGUAUCCAGACCAGCUGGAAAGGACAUGAUGAAGAAACUGGAAAACCAGAUGACUGCAGAAAAGGGCCCCAUGAUUGUGUUGGUGUUGGACGAAGUGGAUCAGCUGGACAGCAAAGGGCAGGAUGUGUUGUACACGCUGUUCGAAUGGCCGUGGCUAAACAAUUCUCGAUUGGUGCUUAUUGGUAUUGCUAAUACUCUGGAUCUCACGGACAGAAUUCUGCCGAGGCUUCAAGCUAGAGAAAAAUGUAAGCCACGGCUGUUGAACUUUCCACCUUAUACCAAAAAUCAGAUAGCCGCUAUCUUGCAGGAUCGGCUUGAUCUGGUAUCUAGAGAUCAGGUUCUGGACAGCGCUGCAAUUCAGUUCUGUGCCCGAAAAGUCUCUGCUGUUUCCGGAGAUGUUCGAAAAGCACUAGAUGUUUGCAGGAGAGCUAUUGAAAUUGUAGAGUCGGAUGUCAAAAGCCAGACUAUCCUCAAACCGCUGUCUGAAUGUAAAUCACCCUCUGAGUCACUGGUUCCCAAGCGGGUUGGUCUUAUUCACAUAUCCCAAGUCAUCUCAGAAGUUGAUGGUAACAGAAUGACUUUGAGCCAAGAAGGGGCACAGGAUUCCUUCCCUCUUCAGCAGAAGAUCUUGGUCUGCUCUUUGCUGCUCUUGACCAGGCAGCUGAAAAUCAAAGAGGUCACUUUGGGGAAGUUGUAUGAAGCCUAUAGUAACGUCUGUCGCAAACAGCAGGUGGCAGCUGUGGACCAGUCAGAGUGUUUGUCACUUUCAGGGCUCUUGGAGGCCAGGGGCAUUUUAGGAUUAAAAAAAAACAAGGAAACCCGCUUCACAAAGGUGUCUUUGAAGAUUGAAGAGAAGGAAGUAGAGUAUGCUCUAAAAGACAUAGCUUUAAUCGGAAAUAUCUUAGCUACUGGAUUGCCUUAAAUUCUUUUCUUUUAUACUAAUAACGCUACCCAGCUGAAAGUAUCCAGCUGGCAUUCAGAGAGCCAUGGAGUCUUCAUUUUAGGACUUUAUCCAUUCAGGUCUGAAAACAAUAUGACCUUUUUUUAAUGUGAAACUGAUAAAUUUUUAAUCUAUGGAUUCAUGAAUAUUCGUGCAGAAUAAUAAUUUGGGGUCUUAUUUUAUGCAUUAAAAAUUACCAAGUAGACCCCUUGUAAUUAUAUUCACUACCUCCACCCCUUGUGUGUUUCUAACCAAUAUGCUUGUAUUGCAGUACACAAAAUUUUAUGUUGUGGAAUGUGCCUGUAUAUUUAUCUCUUAGUUUCUUCAGACAUUGGUGUAUUUUUAAAGAACUUUGGGGCUAGAGUAAGAAGAGAGAAAAAGGAUGUUGCAGGAAAAUAAGCAAGUCCACAUGGAGAUCUGGAAGACGCUUUGAUCAAAGAAUUUUUCUUUUUGGAGGAUACUGUGUUCACGUUGCAAGUGCUUCCAGACUGUGACAUUUUAAAGACUCAUUGAGCUUCUUGGGCACUCCCAAGGCUGUGGGGGUGCUAAAGGGACAGUAAAACUGUACAGAUUGUGAAUAUA